AUGACACAUGCCAAAAGGAAAAACCAUACAAACAGGCCCACAUACAUCUCAUUAAAAACCGUCAAAGAGAAUGUUUACAAUGUUUACUUUGAUCAAUUAUCAAUAAAUUCAUUCGAUUCGAAUGUGAUAUCAGUAAAAACUAAUUCAGGCAAGCUUAAUGCAUCAGAAAACAUAAGUGUUUUAGCUUUGACGCCUACUAUAGCAGUAGUUCAUUGGAUGCCACCCAAGAAAUUGAAUUGCGUGGGCGUGACCUACGAAGUGCAUUGGAAGUCAGUUAUAUUAGUGAACGGCACGCAACAAAAAAGUAAACAAGUUAUCAAUGUGCCGAAACAUACAUAUGAUAAAGCUAUAGACAAACUUAAAUUAGCUGAACAAAUAUCCGAUACAGAUGGUGAUGAUGGAAAUGACCUCAAAAAAUCGAGCUAUCAACGAGCAAAAAAAAAUGGUUCCUCUGCUGAUAAUUCUGAUACAAAUGACACAAGCAUCAAUAAAUUAAAAACUCGCAAUGAUUUAGAGUUAGAUGAUUUUCCUAAUACACCAAAAGCUUUAACAAUAAAUAAGAGCAAAAUCUGUGAAAUAAAGACAUCAUUAAUACAAGUUACAUGUAGUAAAUCCAUAAGUUCACAAGAACAUCGAACAGCAAAUAAAGAUGACCUUGUUCCACAAAAUUCAGAUACAAUAUCUACAUCCAAUACUUGUAAUGCUGAGAUUGAUUUAGAUUUUCAUAAUUUAAUUAUCAGGAAACUAAAUGCAGUAUUGUUGAAUCUUGCAACAAUUGAUGAACGUUUAAUAAAGUUGGAUAAUCAAAUAAGAAGAAAUGAGGAUACGGAUUCAAAAGAAAAUGAAGAUUAUGAUUUCGAUUUGCCAGCAGAUACCGUAGAACAAUUACAGAGAAUUGAUAAUCAAUUAAAAAACAAAUGUAUUGCUGCAGAAAUGACAAGACAAUUGAGCCUUUUAGGAGGUAAGGAUCAUCAUGAUGUGAUUUCGUACAUGAUGAAACAUAUUUUAACAAAUAAAUUAGCAAUGGAAUAUAGUUGGGCUGGUGCAAAAUUGAAAAAUGCCUUUAAAAAUCUUCGCAUUACUAUAUGCAUCAUAAAUGCUGCGCGAACUUCAAGAAGCAAUUUAACAAAUAAGGAAAUUGAGGAUAUAAUUGCAAGAUGGCUAAUUUUAGCCAAGCAGAGAUUUGACCGAGAUUUGAAAAAGGAAGAACGAAAAAAGAGAUGCGAAAAUGAGGAGAUCUAAACA
Camponotus floridanus (Florida carpenter ant) is the source of this 1245-nucleotide messenger RNA. RefSeq lists its product as uncharacterized. Lineage: Eukaryota; Metazoa; Arthropoda; Insecta; Hymenoptera; Formicidae. Gene Ontology annotation, molecular function: protein binding. The transcript is spliced from 7 exons. The coding region runs from base 1 to 1242 and encodes 413 amino acids. The record is from RefSeq and is a predicted model, not a curated record.